UUUGCUUCCGAAAUGAAUCCAAAGAGGCGGAGGAGCCGACGGAAUGAAUCAUUUGUACAACGCGAAUGUUGGGAAGUUUAGAGCAUAGUCAUCGUGUAUGCCUUCGCGAUUGAAUCGUCAGUUAAUUUUUUGGGUGGCGGUGAACGCCAGUGUAUAGCGGAGUAACGUGGCUUGCAUUAAAUAAAAGUUAAAGUUAUUUUUCUACCAGCUUCUUUUGUGUUGCUUAAUUAUGUAGAAUGUGAUUUGCUAAUAUUGAAAUAUUUUGCUAAAUUAUUUAGUGCGGUUUAAAUCGAUUUUGUUGAUGAAAUAUAGAAUCUGUGAAAAAUGCCUAUAGUUAGAGCACACGAAGGAGGGGUAGAUAAAGAUAAUCAAAAUAUGAGAAAAGAAACCAAAAUAUAUUUAAAACAUAUAAGAAGCAAGUGUAAAAAAGUUUUGUUUAAAACAAUAAGCAAAUAAUCAAAAACAAAUGAUUAUACAAUAAUAUGCUUACGAAUAUUCAUAUAAAGAUUGUUACAAUAACCAUUAUUGAUACCGGAAUUGACAAAAUAAGCCAAUAAUUAUGUAAAUUGAUUUAAAGUUAUUGCAAACCCAGGUUUUGCAAAACCCAUUUUACCGUCCUUCCUUAAAAAAACUACUGUGCCUUUAAAACGGAAUCUUCAGCUAAUCAUUACCCACAUUUUGUUGAGCUGCGUUCAAAGACUUUAUAAAAAAAUUGUAUAGUUAUUUUUUUUUACUCUUAACUAUACGUAUUCCGCAAUAACUCAGAGAAGUGUAAACUUGUUUGGGAAACCGAAUCUUCUACAACAAAACAACUCAAAGAUGUCGUCACUAAAGGUUGCUGUUCGUGUUCGCCCCUUUAAUGCGCGUGAAAACGAUAUGGAUGCUCAGCUCAUUGUGCAAAUGGAUGGUAAGAAAACACGCCUCUUAAAACCAAAAUUGCAAUCCAUACGCGACGUUGGACGCGAUAAUCAUCAUGACUUCACAUUUGACUACUCUUACUGGUCAUUUGAUGAGCAUGACAGUCACUUUGCAACGCAAGAGGAGGUUUACAGCGAUCUGGGCACAGAUGUCAUCGACUGUGCUUACGAAGGCUAUAAUGCAUGCGUUUUCGCUUAUGGUCAAACUGGCUCGGGAAAAACAUUCACCAUGAUGGGUACACCAGACAAUCCUGGAUUGAUACCACGUAUAUGUCAAGAGCUGUUCGCACGCAUGCGUGUUGGUCAAGAGUCGGGUACAGGCUAUAAGACUCACGCCAGUUAUUUGGAAAUUUACAAUGAACGUGUGAAGGAUUUACUAGGCCCACAUAGUGCUGGGCACGGAUUGCGUGUUCGUGAGCAUCGCACAUUGGGACCAUACGUCGAAAAUCUCUCCCAACACGCCGUUUCAAAUUUUGAGGAAAUUCAGGAAUGCAUUGCUCGCGGUAAUAUUCAGCGUACCACUGCCAGUACAAAUAUGAAUGAUACGAGUAGUCGCAGUCAUGCAAUUUUCACUAUAACUUUCGUACAAGCCGUUUUUAUGAAUGACAUGCCGAGUGAAACUGUUUCCAAAAUCCAUUUGGUAGACUUGGCAGGCAGUGAACGAGCGAAUGCCACUGGCGCCACUGGCCAACGUCUUAAAGAGGGUGCACACAUUAAUAAGUCCUUAGUGACAUUGGGUAGUGUAAUAUCAGCCUUAGCCGAGCAAACCAGCACCACAACAGUCGCGCUAGCGAGUAGCCCUGCGCAGACAAAACGAGUUUUAUACAUUCCCUACCGUGAUUCAAUUCUCACAUGGCUUUUAAAGGAUAGUUUAGGAGGUAAUAGUAAAACCAUUAUGAUAGCUGCACUCUCACCGGCCGACUGUAACUACAGUGAAACGCUAAGCACAUUGCGCUAUGCUAAUCGGGCGAAGAAUAUCAUCAACAAGCCUACCAUUAAUGAAGAUACUAAUGUAAAAUUGAUACGCGAAUUGCGAGAAGAGAUCAACAAACUUAAGUCCAUGCUGAAUGGAGACAUUAACACUGUACAGCCUUCGUUGAAAGUCCUGGAGGAUUUGCAAAAGAAGGAAGCUCAAGAGAAGGUUUUGACCGAAGAAUGGACUGAAAAGUGGAAGGAAGCUCAAUCAAUUUUGCAAGAGCAGAAAAGUUUGGGUCUCCGAAAGUCCGGUCUCGGCGUCGUUUUAGACUCGGAAAUGCCACAUCUCAUCGGCAUACAUAACGAUGUCACCACCGGCGUAACCUUAUACAGCUUAAAGGAGGGUGAAACACUAAUUGGUACUGAUGAUUCGGAAACUCCACAAGAUAUAGAGCUUAUUGGGGAUGGUAUAUGCGCACAACAUUGUAGAAUUGUGUUGCAAGAGGGUAUUGUAAUAUUACAUCCGUAUCCUGGUGCACAAUGUUGGCUCAAUGCGCACCUCAUCGAUGAGCCAACCCAUAUUUCCCAAGGCGACAUUAUCUUGUUAGGUCGAACUAAUAUUUUCCGUUUCAACAAUCCAGCGGAAGCGGCAAAGCUGCGUAAAGAUUUGAGUCGCUCGCAACUCGACAUGUCGCGAUUGUCUUUGAUUACGUCAUCUCGUGAGAAUCUGCUUACCUCCAGCUUUUAUUCGGAAGAAGACUCGAUGAGCGGUAGCAUGAAUGCGUCACCAUUUAAACGCCCCGAACGCCAAUACUAUCCAACCAAACCGAUGUCGCGCGAUGAUCCAGAAUUACAAGAUGAAAAUCGCAAAAUACUCGAUACCAUCGAGAAUGCCUUAAAACAGUUGAAUAUAGAGCGCGUGCAGAUGCAUGACCAAUAUAAGGCGAAAGUGCGAAAACUGACUGAUGAGCUGAAACGCUUGGAAACCGAAGAAAUGGACAAAUUGGAGAUAUUGCGUUGUCAGGAGCAGGAACUACUUGCCAGAAAAGAUAUGCUGCUGUGGGAGAAAAAUAAUGAAAAAGUGCAGAUUGAUAUUGUCUGUAGACAAAUUUCAGCAUUUCAAACACAGCUUGAUUCAAAGAAACGAGAUUUUUCCGAGUAUGUUGCAAAAGAGUUGCAGGAAUUGCAAGACUGUGGAAAAUUAGACGAGAUUGGCAUGAAAAUAGAAGAGUUCACUCCACUAUCGGAUCAAUUAUUACUACAAGUUGCGGACUCUCUAGACUUAUUUGCAUCACAAUUUAUUAAGGACACAGUUAAAAGAAAUAAUGACGAAAUUCGAAAAUUAGACGAAAAAAUCAUGGAAAAAGAGUGUAUUCUGAAUGAGAGUACAAAGAAAAUUGCUCAAGUAGAUGAAAAAAUUUUACAAAUACAACUACAAUUAGAUAAAUUGCAGAAUGAACGACAUGAAAAUGAAAGCAACUCGGAGUCUAUGCGGCAGAAAAAGCUCGAAAUGAAUUUAAAUUUGACGAAAACUAGUUCCACCAACACCGAUGACUCGAAUAUAGCUAGUGAUACCUAUCAUACAGCUCAAUCAAAUAUAUCAGUUAAUUCGCCAACGAUUGUCGACGAUCAGAUUAGCCCACUAAGCACUCUCUCUGCGACAUCAGCAGAUUUAGAUGAUGCAAGCACCACAGAGAGAGGCAUGUCUUCAAGUGUAUCAAUUAUAAGCAACCCAUCUGACACUAGGGAGAUGGGCAACAACAAUUUAACGCCCAAUCCAGCAUCUCCAAAGGCGAUAAUGAGCGAUAGCGGUGUAUAUUUGGAUUCAGUGAGAACGACUCAACAGCAACAGCAGUAUUACAAUGGUUUCGUUACCAGCAGAGCCAAGGACAAUGACAAUAGACUUGGCGAAGAGUCUGGCUUAAACGAGAGUGAUUUAACGACCGCAAACUCUACAUUCAAUGGUGCAGCUGUACGUACAUCCGAUGAGGAUAGCGCAUCAUGUUCGUCAUGUGAAAUGGGUCGCAACUCAGAUGUGCCACGACCAUAUUGCUCUAUGCAUACGCUUAGGCGUAAAAUUGCCAACCAGAAGGCCUUAAUUAUGAAGAAUCUCGAAAUGAAUGUGAGCAAGUCGCAACUAGAUGAACAGAUCGUGGAACUACAGGAACUGCAACGCAGACUUAUUGCGAUGGAAAAGGAGUUACUGGAAUCGCCGGGUGAUGCUGAGAAUGGUCAGUGUGGUACAUACUUUCAACGUGAUAAUGACAUGAGCUACGAGUUAAGUGCGAAUGAUUGUAUGGAAGAGUCCUCCUAUGUGCCCAGCAUGACUCGCUCUUGCCCUUCAAUGAGAGAUUUUCCCGAAGCAGAACACUUCAUUACAAUUCCGAGUUUUGUUAUACGCGGCGCCGGAAAGCAAACACAUUAUGAAUAUGAAGUGCGAAUCGCUCUCCCUGAUGGUAAACUAAAUAUCUUGCGACGCUACAGCCGCUUCAGAGAAUUACACUUGAGUAUGAAGCAUUGCUAUGGAGCAAAAAUCAGCGCCCUACCUUUUCCAAGACGUGAGAUUUUCUCAUCAAACAGUGAAUCGGUGGCUAAGCAUCGAAGACGACUACUCGAACUGUAUUUGCGACGUUUGUUUGUAGUCUGCACGAAAAUUCCGCAAUGUCCUAUUUAUGAGGGACCCGGCGGGCCGGGCCUCACCCGUGCUACUCUGUCUCAGCUGUCACCUUUUUUCAAGAAAGGUUUGUUCGAGAACGGCAAGCACGGGACGGGAUAAUAGUUACUCUACUGCUAAAUUAUAUCCUGCCAAUAGUAUGCCUUUUAAUUUAUUUUUACUAUUUGUUAAGUUAUGUUUACUUUGAAAGAUAGUUAUACG
Molecule: messenger RNA, 4707 nt
Organism: Bactrocera tryoni
Lineage: Eukaryota; Metazoa; Arthropoda; Insecta; Diptera; Tephritidae
Gene: Klp98A
Product: kinesin-like protein Klp98A
Exons: 14
Coding region: 820-4608 (1262 amino acids)
Biological process (GO): microtubule-based movement
Molecular function (GO): phosphatidylinositol binding; ATP binding; microtubule motor activity
Source: RefSeq, a predicted model, not a curated record